AUGGCGCCCUCUUCAUCCCUCAUAGCAAAGCUCAAAGUCCAACUCAAGCUCUCCAUCGCGCGCCUGCGAAUGGUCCAACAAAAAGACGAAGCAGUAUCCAAACAACAACGUCGGGCAAUGGCCCAACUGCUCGAAGCCGGCAAAAUCGAGUCCGCAAGAAUUCGCGUCGAGAACAUAAUCCGAUCCGAUAUCACCACCGAGCUGCACGAAAUCCUCGAGCUCUACUGCGAACUCCUUUUGGCACGAACAGGACUCAUGGAAUCGCCGACCUGUGACCCAGGCCUGGAGGAGGCGGUCAAGUCACUUAUUUAUGCGGCGCCGAGGACGGAUGUUAAGGAGUUGCAGCAGGUGAGGUUGUUGCUGGUGGAGAAGUUCGGGAAGGAAUUUGCGCUGGAGGCGGUGGAGAAUAGUGAUGGGAAGGUUAGUGAGAAGGUGCUUAAGAAGCUUGCUGUUACGCCUCCUCCACCAGAGCUCGUAAACGGCUACUUAGAAGAGAUUGCGAGGACAUACGGAGUAGAUUGGCCGAAGAAAGCGAAGGAGGAACUUGGGGAGCCGCCAGGGUAUGAUGAUGAUGACGAUGAGAAUCCGAGUGGAGGGCAGGCGCAGAAGAAUUUGGAGGAGCCGAUUUUGGCUGGUGGGGGAAAGGUGGAUAGGGAGAGAGAGGAGAGAGAGGCGUUGAGUAAGGCGACGCCGCCGAGGAGUUUUGGCCCGGGCAGUCCGUUAAGGGUUAAUCCCCCAAGUCCGAGUACGGAUAAUUUGCAUCCGAGGGUCAAGGGCACACUGGAUUUGAAACCGACGAAGAAGAUGCAGGAUGCUAGUGCUGGGAAGGGGACACAGAGUAAGGGGCCGGUUGGGGGAAUGAUACCAGAUGUGGAUGAGUUGGCGAAGAGGUUUGCGGCGUUAAAGAAGUGA
Molecule: messenger RNA, 912 nt
Organism: Hyaloscypha bicolor E
Lineage: Eukaryota; Fungi; Ascomycota; Leotiomycetes; Helotiales; Hyaloscyphaceae
Product: DUF292-domain-containing protein
Exons: 2
Coding region: 1-912 (303 amino acids)
Biological process (GO): protein transport
Source: RefSeq, a predicted model, not a curated record